AUUUGGUGCGUCUGCGAACGCGUGUGCGUGUGUGAAUGGGCUGGGCUCUGCGUUGAUUGGUGCGGCAUCAAAACGUCGAGUGAAGCUUCCACGUAAAUAGUGCGGCCUUUACCUUAUCACUUCGUUUUUGAUUCUGUAGAUAUUAUAUUGUAACCAUGAGCGGCAGAGGAAAGACCGGCGGAAAGGUUCGGGCUAAGGCCAAGUCCCGUUCUUCAAGAGCCGGGCUGCAGUUCCCCGUGGGCCGUGUGCACAGGCUACUGCGGAAGGGGAACUAUGCAGAGCGAGUGGGGGCUGGAGCUCCGGUAUACCUAGCGGCUGUGCUCGAGUAUCUUACUGCUGAGAUCCUGGAGCUAGCGGGAAACGCGGCCCGUGACAACAAAAAGACCCGUAUCAUCCCCCGCCACCUUCAGCUGGCCGUGCGUAACGACGAAGAGCUGAACAAGCUGCUGGGAGGAGUGACCAUUGCCCAGGGAGGAGUGCUGCCCAAUAUUCAGGCCGUGCUUCUGCCCAAGAAGACCGAGAAGGCCAAGUGAACCGCGCACUCACCCAGACCACUACAACGGCUCUAAAGGGCCACUCGCUCUUUUAAAGAGCAGACUUUGUAAAAGGACAGACUUGAUAAAAUAACUUUAUCAAUAUUUGGUAUGCUUUAGUGAAAAGCUGCCCCCUACUGGUUGCAUUUAUUUUGUUAACAAGAAACGCACAUUCCACAUUACAUUAAUUCCUAUGUAAAAUGUAUGAUGAGCUUGUACAGUAGAUAUAGGAUAAAUUAUUGGCAAUCAUCUGACAAUCUGCUAAAUCGACCAGAGCAUGAACGUGUAAGCUUGUGUUUGAUGAUCUUAAGUCUGGACGCGGACCCCGCCCUGAGUCAGUUUAUAAAUUAAAAAUAUUGGUGUCCACCAGAGGGCACUAGAGCACCACUGUUUUAUUGUUUUGUUGGCACAAAUAUUUUGUUGGCUGUUUAAAAUUAGGACUUUAAAUAAUUCACAGUUGUUUAAUAAUUUCCAUAUAAUAAUGACAAUUUGCCUAUUACAUGUAUACUAAAAUAAACGUGAUCUCUAGAUUCGCAA
Boleophthalmus pectinirostris (great blue-spotted mudskipper) is the source of this 1070-nucleotide messenger RNA. RefSeq names its product histone H2A-like. Bases 156 to 533 code for a protein of 125 amino acids. The transcript has a single exon. The record is from RefSeq and is a predicted model, not a curated record. Gene Ontology annotation, molecular function: DNA binding; protein heterodimerization activity; structural constituent of chromatin. Gene Ontology annotation, cellular component: nucleosome. Lineage: Eukaryota; Metazoa; Chordata; Actinopteri; Gobiiformes; Gobiidae.